Molecule: messenger RNA, 3340 nt
Organism: Candidula unifasciata
Lineage: Eukaryota; Metazoa; Mollusca; Gastropoda; Stylommatophora; Geomitridae
Source: the annotation of a GenBank genome assembly
AAUGGUGAAGCUGAAGGUUUUGGAACUGAGAGAGAACCACAUCAGUUCACUGCCUCGUUCAUUCAGCCGUCUCGUGGAGCUGGAGAGACUUGACAUUGGAAACAACGAGCUCACAGAAUUGUCUGAUGUGAUUGGAGGGUUGAGAAAUCUCCUGGAGCUAUGGUGUGACAAUAAUCAGAUAGCCACAAUCACACGAAGCAUUGGCAAACUGAAACAUUUGAUGUAUCUGGAUGCAAGCAACAAUCAGCUACAGGAGCUGCCUAGAGAGAUUGAAGGAUGCACCUCCUUAGCUGACCUUCACCUCUCAUCUAAUGACCUUGUGGAGCUUCCAGACUCCAUUGGCAACCUAAAAAACUUGAUAACCUUGAAAGUUGAUGACAACCAGUUGGCUUUUUUACCUAGGACUCUAGGAGGAUUGUCAUUGCUGUCAGAACUGAACAUGAGUGUAAAUGAUCUGGAAGAAUUGCCGGCAAGCAUUGGACUUUUGAGAAACUUGAGAACUCUUUAUGCAGAUGAGAAUCUGCUUCGGUUUUUACCAGCAGAGAUUGGCAGCUGCAAUGGAAUUACAGUGCUGUCCUUGCGAAACAAUAAGCUGACUUACAUUCCUGAUGAACUGGGUCGCAUCCCACGUCUUAGAGUUCUGAACCUGAGUGACAACCUUCUGCAGUACCUCCCUUUCUCAAUCAUCAAACUGAAGGAAUUACAGGCUUUAUGGUUGACAGAGAAUCAGACACGUCCACUAAUUCCACUUCAGUCUGAGUAUGAACCUGAGACAGGUAGGAAAAUUCUUACCUGCUACCUGCUGCCUCAAGGUGAACUAGCAGGUAAAGAACAGACAGCGACCACCCCGCAGAUACAUUUUGAAUUUGCUGAAGGUUCUGAUGAAGAGGGCACCCUGGUGCGUUGUCCCACCCCAUACCCAAAGGAACUGAAGCAGAAAGUGAGACAUGCCCGCAGUCUGGCCUUGAGACAGUUAAUCAACACUGACAGUGGGUCAGGAAAUAAUGAAGAUGCUGUGGGUGAUGCUGGUGACGAUGACCACACUGCCAGGUUGGCAGGGGCCACACAUGAGAAAGACUAUGGUAAUUCACAAGGAUCUGAUAAAGCAGAAAUGAGAAUGAGAGAAGGGAGGGGCAUGAGACCUGCAUCUCCACGACUCCAGGAAUCACAUCGUUUGUACAGAUAUGAUAAAGAAAAGCUGAUAAAAGACAAAGCUCGUAUGCAGCAUAGACUAUCAGUGCCAGAGUUUGACAGUGGGCUAAAUGGAAUAUUGAAAAAUGUACAAAAUCAGAAUAGAAAAGUCAAGCAAGAAGAGGCCUUUUUGCCUUGCCGCUCAGAUUCUGUGCCUAACUUGACAUCUGAUGAUAGCAAAGAAGUUAAAAUGGCUGCAAAAGACACUAAAACAUCAACUGUGUCAUCACCACUGACAUUUAAUGACAUUUACUUUAAGCAGCCAGUCUCCCAGCACAAACAACGAAGACCACGAAGGACACGAGACUAUCAUUCUGAUACAGAUCAUCUCAGUGAGAUUGAUCUUAACACUUCAGAGGUCAAGAGGUCAAGGAUGAUUCCAGCCAGGGGUGCUAACUCUGAAAUACUUUCAGUGCAGUCUCAACCCUUACCACAUUUGUACUACCAUCAAUACAAAAACAGUGGCAGGUGGAAAGAAACCACUGGAUGUGCCAGUGAUGUUGGCGGCUACAGUGGAGGCGGUGGUUCAUUCCCUACAGCAAAUGCAGCAGCUGCUGCAUUUCAGAGAAAAUAUCAACAGUUCAAUCACAGUUCACUUCAAAAUAUUUCACCUACUGAUUUCCAUUCAAGGGCAUGCACUCCAGAUUCUUCUAACCAUGCUCAUCCAAAUCCUGCUAUCAGUUCAGAAAUGUAUAAAUUCGAUAAAAGAACUUAUAAUGACUUUCAAAGACAUGACAGUAAAAUUAAUGACUUCAGAAGGAAUACCAAAAGCCAGCAAGAGUACACACAGAGAACAGUAAGGACUAAAUAUCGUGACAUUCCAGAGCACACAAAAACUGUUGUAACCAGUGAUGAAUUAUAUAAUCAGUCACCCAAGAAUGAUUAUUAUCAGUGCAGAACCAAAUCCGAUCCAACAAUUAACAUCCACUACUCAUCUAGUCAGACUUUAUCCAGACCUUCAGGUAUCUAUGGGAAAACACUGGCCACACCCCCUCCAUACAGUCCUGCACCACCUUAUGUAAAAUCUUCAAACGCUAAAGGGGAAGGACGAUGCACAAACAGGUUAUCCAGUGAUUUAGCAUUUAAUCACAGAGACUCAGCUCGCAGUGCUUCAUCACUUGCUGCCAAUUCUGUCAUUGACAAUUUUAUUGUGAAUCAGCAGAGUUUAUCUCCAUGUGGAUUUCACGGUAGUGAUCCAUACAUUGACCUGCCUACCUCAGAUAGAGAAAAGUUAGGCUCCAGAGACUUUGAAGACAGUGACCACAAAAGGCAAAAUCAUUUCUGCACCAGUGACUCUUACAGAUCCCACAGAGGCACCCCAACACAUAACUCAGACAGCAGUUCAUCACACAUAGGAUCUGCUUCCAUGACAGGGUCAGUCUAUGUUUCAGGAAGAGGUCCAGUGGGACGUGGUCGUUCAAACUCUUUUGAUUCACAGAUAGAGGUCCAUAAUAAUUCUUCUCCUGCUGAAUCUCCUCAUUCAGUCAGUGUUUAUUCAUCUCAGUCAAGAUCCAGGAAGCAAGAUCUCCAUGAGCCCUAUUCUCUUUCAAUAGAUCCUGGAAACUAUGAGGAACUUCUAACAACCACGAACCAGGAGCACUCUUCACAGGUUUCUAGUUCCUCUGACAGCGGAUAUGGUCAUGGACAACAUGUGUAUGAAUUCAUAGGUGAUCAUUUAAGGGCUAAAGGAGAAAAAUUCUCAUCCACUCAAGAGGAAUCUGUGCCAGCAAAAUUAAGCAUAAAUUCAGCUUCAUCAUCUCAAAGACAAGUGUCUGUUAAAGGAUCAUUAAAUGUCUUGUCAAAGGAUACCACUCCUGCUAAAGACCUGUCCAAGGCAGGUCCAACUACACAGGAACAUAAAGAACAGUUUCGCGUCACUAUCAAGAAAAACCCUGGACUCGGAUUUUCCAUAGCUGGAGGUAUUGGUUCCCAUGGUAACCCGUUUAAUGAGGAGGAUAUUGGCAUUUUUGUGACUAAGGUCAUCCCAAAUGGACCUGCAUCAAAAUUUCUGCGACCUGGAGACAAAAUAUUACAAGUUAAUAAAGUAGAUUUUCAAGUCAUUGAUCACAACCAGGCAGUAGCUGUUCUCAAGAAAAACAAUGUUGUCACUCUUCUUUUGGAAAGAGUACAGAAAGUCAAUGUAGUCUAA